This is a messenger RNA of Ostertagia ostertagi, 393 nucleotides long. The record is from the annotation of a GenBank genome assembly. Lineage: Eukaryota; Metazoa; Nematoda; Chromadorea; Rhabditida; Trichostrongylidae.
AUUCCUUCAGUAUCGUGGGACGACGUUGGCGGCUUUGAGGAAACAAAAAGGCUUAUCAUCGAGAGCAUUGAGGCAAAUCUUCAAGGCUCUCGACUACAGAGGUCGGGCAUUAUGUUGUUCGGACCGCCUGGAUGUGGAAAAACGCUCAUUGCCAAGGGUCUGCUCUCUCGUUAUUCCGAGAAUAUAGCAAUUACACCUGUGGCAACGGAAUUCAAAAUCGCCUUUUUGAGCGUCAAAGGACCUGAGCUCCUGAAUAUGUACGUUGGCCAAAGUGAAGAGAACGUGCUUUUUGAAAGAGCACGACAAGCUUCGCCAUGUGUAGUAUUUUUCGACGAGAUCGACUCACUCGCUCCCAAUAGAGGUCGCAACGGAGACGCGGGCGGAGUGAUGGAC